UUCUACAAUGGCUCAAAGGGUCCCUAUGAUGACCCGCGAUCAAAGCUUUCCAAAGAUAUUCUGAACAACUUCCGUGAUUGGCGGCGAUGCAUAUCUGAGGCUUUUUCAGUACUUAAAACCUUUGACGAGUGCGGACUUAAUCAAGUAAACAGAGGCUACGGCUGUGUUUGGCGCACACAGGCCCUUGAUUUAAGUGUCACUCUCACUGAACGCAAGAAGCUGGCUGAGCAGCGUAUCCACGAGGCCUUAGGUUACCUUCGUGCGGCUUUCGAAAAUUCGAAUACAGAGGACAAUGGUGGCAAGGGAAACCCAGAAAGGUUGUUUGACCUAUUGUACCACACUGUCUGCCGACAGCGGCAUUACUAA
Molecule: messenger RNA, 366 nt
Organism: Dibothriocephalus latus
Lineage: Eukaryota; Metazoa; Platyhelminthes; Cestoda; Diphyllobothriidea; Diphyllobothriidae
Source: the annotation of a GenBank genome assembly